AUGGCGAUCCCCCCGCCUCCCCCACCGCCACCGCCCCCGCCAGCGCUCGGCGGCGGAACCAACGCCGCCAACAUGCCCAAGCCACCAAUGGUCGGGCGCGACGCUCUCUUGGGCGAUAUCCGCAAGGGCACCCGGUUGAAAAAGGCGGUCACCGUCGAUAAGCUGAAGCCAAUGAUCGAGGGCAAAACCUCCGUGGGCGGCGGCGCGCCCAGCGCCCCGAUCGGGGGUGCCCCCGCUGUCCCGGGAGCACUGUCAGCGCCGCCAGUGCCGCCGCUGGGAGCACCGCAAUUGGGCGACAUCUUCGCCGGCGGGGUCCCUAAGUUGAAGCAUGUGCUGCGCCCAGGGUCGCUGGCGCCAGCGCCGCCCCCAGCGCCCUCAAUUCCUAUGCCUGGGCGCCCAACCCCAUCUCGGGUAGCACCCACGCCACUGGCGCCGUCGCCGUCGCCGUCGCUGGCAGCGGCACCACCGCCACCACCGCUACCGACGCUGGCACCGCCGAUCCCGAGCUCAGCGCCGCCAAUUCCGGGCCUGGCACCCCCUAGCGCUGUUCCUACUCCACCACCAGCGCCGCCUAGCGCCAUCCCUACGCCACCGGCACCGCCGAGCGCUGUGCCCACCCCACCCCCCUCAGUGCCGGCGCCACCAAAGUCGCCCAUGGCCGCUGCUGCUGCCAAAAAGGCUCCAAAAAUGCCGCCUUCAAGACCUAAAAAGCUGUCUCAUCUUCGGGUAGCCAGUGGCGACUCCCACAGGACGCCGCUGCCGACACCGCCGCCGGCACCGUCGAUGGCGCCGACGCCGCCCCCGUUGCCGAGUAUGGCACCGCCAGUACCAGGAGCGCCACCACCGGCACCUUCAGCGCCAUCAGCUCCACCAGCACCCCCAGCGCCACCUCUGGCGUCGACCUCGUCCCCAUCAGCUCCGCCGCCGCCGCCGUCAGGGUUGCCGUUUUUAGCGGAAAUCAACGCUAAGCGCCUGGACGGUAUGGCCAAGCCACUGUCACGACCAGCGGCUAAAUUCCCGGUACCGUCGCUGUCAUCGGCGCCGCCACCGCCUCCGGGACCGCCCCCUCCUCCAGCGCCGGCGCCAGUUAAGUCGAUGUUGACUCCUGCUGCCGCCAGCGCUCCCAGCGCUACUUCAAAGGCGCCCCUGGCGCCUCCAGCACCGCCUCCGUUACCACCUAGUGCUCCCAGCGCCGCCCCAGGAGGUCCACCUCCACCACCGGCAAACUUAUUCGGAUCAUCGAAUAAGUCCAAACCGGCGGCUAAAGCUGGUGGAGCGCCUGCUCCUGGCGGCGCACUCCCAUUUUUGGCGGAAAUCAACUCCAAGCGUAAUGACACCUACGUGGUGGAUGGCCUGGGCAAAUACUCCACUAAAGAUGCCAGUGACGGUGGUGCCGUUAGUGGCUCUAGCAGUAGCCGGCCGCCGCUGAAACCGACGACGUCACUGGCGCCACCGGUGCCGUCGAUACCGUUACCAGGUAUGGGUAAACCACCGGCGCCGCCGUCAGCGCCAUCAGCGCCGUCGCCGAUACCAUUACCAGGUAUGGGCAAACCGCCGGCACCGCCGUCGGCGCCUCCGUCGGCGCCGCCUGCGCCAUCGAUGAUACUGCCGCUGAUGUUGAAAUCAUCGCAACCACCACCCACGCGGGUGGUACCCCCACCAGCGCCUCCUCUGGCACCUCUGGCACCUCCUCUGGCACCCCCGCUGGCGCCGCCGCAAAUUCCGGUACUGAAUCCGUCAUCGGCGCCCUCAGCGCCACGCAUGCCUCCCGUUAAACCGUUGGUGACCCUGCAGGCACCGCCACCGCCGCCGCUGAUGCCCACGCCACCUCCAGCACCCCCCCUGGCACCGCCGUCGGCUCCUUCUUCAGCACCUCCGUCAGCAACCCCGACAACCCCGUCGCUGUCGAUAAAGCUUCCGCUGAUGCUCGAUGUCGGCCGCAAGAAGACUGCGCCGCCGCCACCGCCGACGGUCAACGAGCACCAACAGGCGGUGGGGCUGUCGCUCCGCAACACCGACGCGCUGGCGUACACCAUCGGCGGGUCUACUGCUGGUAAACGGAUCGAGAUCGACGACCUGCGGUUCAAGUGGGUCAACGCCCUGCUGUUGCCGCAGCCGCGCCGGUUUGAGGGGCGACAGAAGUUGUACCCCAGUGGCCGGGGGUCGCUGGUGCCCCUCGACUUGAGUUUAUACGACUAA
Molecule: messenger RNA, 2199 nt
Organism: Diutina rugosa
Lineage: Eukaryota; Fungi; Ascomycota; Pichiomycetes; Serinales; Debaryomycetaceae
Gene: VRP1
Product: Vrp1p
Exons: 1
Coding region: 1-2199 (732 amino acids)
Molecular function (GO): actin binding
Source: RefSeq, a predicted model, not a curated record